Messenger RNA from Polyodon spathula (Mississippi paddlefish), 1923 nucleotides. RefSeq names its product zinc finger protein 239-like. The coding region runs from base 421 to 1383 and encodes 320 amino acids. Gene Ontology annotation, molecular function: RNA polymerase II cis-regulatory region sequence-specific DNA binding; DNA-binding transcription factor activity, RNA polymerase II-specific. The record is from RefSeq and is a predicted model, not a curated record. NCBI's taxonomy places the organism in Eukaryota, Metazoa, Chordata, Actinopteri, Acipenseriformes, Polyodontidae. Gene Ontology annotation, biological process: regulation of transcription by RNA polymerase II. The transcript is spliced from 3 exons.
UCAAUGAAGGUUGUGUAUCUCUGGUCAUGUGCUUUUGGGGAGGACCAGCGUUACACUUUCUUUCCCCCUUUCCUCUGUUUAGCUGCUUUCUCCGGGUAACGAGAGGGCCGGUGCUGUCCACAAGAGUCGUGUUUCUCUGUUUCCUCCACGCAGGACACCAUUCUCAUCAUUAAACACCAAGCACACGAAUACCAAGGAAGAGAAGGCCAGGUGAAGAUGAUCUGGCACAUUUAAAAGGAAAAGCGUCUGCAAGCAUAUUCAUUGACAAGAAAGCAUGAUUGAAAUGGAGAGAGAGAAAGAGGAAUGGAGGGAGAGGGAGGAACGAGAUAAGCCGCUGGACCUUUUCAAAGGAAUUUUCUGCAGCGUUUUACGACAUCUUGCAGCUGCUAAGCUGACCUUGGUGUAAAGUUUAGAUCGAAGAUGGAUCUUGUCCCCAUAAAACAAGAAGUCCAAGUGCACUAUGACCCUCAACAAGACCGCCCUGGUCCAGAUGGACUUGGCAUUAAACCAGAAGUGCCAGAGCUUGGCACGCCACUCAAAAGGGAUCUGUCUAGAGGCACGGCGCCUCACUGCGCUUUCGGAAGCUUUACAGUCCACCAGCCCAUCGACAAAGCCAAUUGCUCUUUUUCUCUCACUGAACACGGGCAGAGUUUCACUCAGUUACCCAGCUUCCUCGUAAACCAGCAGAUCCACAAAGCCAAUCUCUCUUAUUCCCACACUGAAUACGGGCAGAGUUUCACUCACUUACCCAGCUUCCUGGUAACCCAGCAAACCCACCCGAGACAAGAAGCUUAUUCCUGUACCCAACGUGGCUUCUUUCAAGUCUCCAGCCACGUGAAGCGCAAAAGAAACCACGAAGGACAGAAAACGUGCCUGUGCCCUGAAUGCGGCAAGACUUUCUCUCUCAUAAACGAGCUUAAAAUCCACCUCAGAAUCCACACAGGAGAGAAACCCUAUCACUGUAGCGAAUGUGGGAAGAGUUUCAAUCAGUCGGGCAACCUGAAAACACAUCAGCGAAUCCACACGCAGGAGAAACCGUAUCCCUGUCCUGAAUGUGGGCGGGGUUUCACUCAGAUCACAAACCUCAAGAACCACUUGCUGACGCACACAGGAGACAAGCCACACCAGUGCACUGAGUGCGGCAAGACCUUCACGCAGCUUAUCAACCUGAAAAUACACCAGCGUAUUCACACAGGAGAGAAACCAUACUCCUGUAGUGAAUGUGGGAAGAGAUUUGCGCAGCUCAGCAAUCUGAAAAACCAUCAGCAAAAGCACACAGGGGUGAAACCACAUCAGUGUACUGAAUGUGGGAAGGGUUUCAGUACGUUAAGAUACUUCAAAAAGCACCAGCAAAAUCACACGAGAGAGAGAGAAGGCAGAUAGCUCCGUGCAGUUCCGCCAGUUCAACAGACGCUCUGAUGUAAGCCAAAAUAUUGUUUGUAAGUAUUCCAGUGGGAAAAAAAAUAAAUAUUUAGACUCAUUUGAAGUAGUUAGCUAGCUUUUAAACAGUGUUUACAUCAGUACGUUCACCAGUCUGUCUCUCUCUGUCUAAGUCUAGCGCUAUGUCUGCAGUAAGUCUAUCUCUGUUUAAGUCUAUCUCUACGCCAGAGAUCCAUCUGUUAAUAGGGGGAUCAGACAUGACAGGUCCUAGUAAGAUAAUCAUAUAGGCUAAUAAGCUUCACGUUACUUACCUUACUUAGGAACACUUAGGCAUGUCAAAUAGUUACUUAAGUAGAAGCAACAAAGAAUCUUACAGGAUCGGAUUUUAAAUACAGAAGAAUGAAAUAUUAGGAAAAAAGAUCGUAUUAAAAAGUAAACUUUUUAACUUUGAAGGCUGUCUGAUAUGUAAAUAUUGUUUUCUUAUCUUGUCUCGUGCCCUUUUUUUUUUAUAAUGUUUGCAAACAGUCCUGUUGUCCUAAUAUU